Molecule: messenger RNA, 1278 nt
Organism: Penicillium paradoxum
Lineage: Eukaryota; Fungi; Ascomycota; Eurotiomycetes; Eurotiales; Aspergillaceae
Exons: 3
Coding region: 1-1278 (425 amino acids)
Biological process (GO): transmembrane transport
Cellular component (GO): membrane
Molecular function (GO): ABC-type transporter activity; ATP binding; ATP hydrolysis activity
Source: RefSeq, a predicted model, not a curated record
AUGGGGAAGUAUCUUACAAUAACAGUCCCUAUAUUAGGAGUUAUCUUGUUUUUUGUCCAGGGCUACUAUCUUCGCACCUCGAGACAAGUGCGCCUGCUCGACAUUGAAGCGAAGUCUCCCCUCUUCAAACUGUUUAUCGAAACCAUGCAGGGUAUAUCUGUCAUCCGUGCUAUGAAAUGGACAGGACCGUUUCAAGAGCAUUUGGAAGCUUCACUUGAUCGAUCACAGAAGCCUUUCUAUAUGCUCUUGUGCAUUCAGCAAUGGCUACAACUUGUGUUAGACUGUCUUGUGAUGUGUCUAGCUACCAUUCUUGUCACUUUAGUUAUCUCUUUAAAGGGCCAGUUUGCCGCAGGCGCCAUCGGCGUAGCCUUGAACUUGAUACUGAGCUUUAGCACGGAUCUCAUGCUCCUUAUAAAGUCAUGGACUGUACUCGAGACUUCCAUCGGGGCUGUCUCUCGCAUCCAAGACUUUAUUACCAAUACACCGUCUGAAGUUCAACCCGAAGCUAGGGUGACUACUCGUCCUACUCACUGGCCUGCUCGUGGGGAAGUUAUAUUCCGGAACAUCGUCGUGGCAUAUGACCCGACCGCACCGGCGAUUCUGAAUGAUGUAUCCCUCUCCAUCAAACCCGGUGAAAGGAUUGCCGUCUGUGGCCCAUCGGGUAGUGGCAAAACGUCACUGAUCCUUGGAUUGUUACAGAUGGUUGAUCUACGAAGUGGAACUAUCCAAGUAGAUGGCAUAGAUCUGAAAACUUUGCAAUGCACUGAGGUGCGAUCUCACAUCAAUGCUAUUCCACAGGAACCCUUUUUCAUGCCUGGGAGCCUGAGAUUCAACCUAGACCGCUCUUCUGCCACAAUCAACCCCGUUUCGGACGCUUGCCUUAUUGCGGCGCUUGAAAGGGUAGGAUUAUGGAAAAGGAUUGCCAGCAGCGGCAAUGGAGGGCUCAACCAGCUGGUCUCAAUAUCAAACUGGUCAGGAGGUGAGCGCCAACUCCUUGCGCUGGCGCGAGCAUUGGUGAUGAAAAGCUCAAUCCUGGUGAUGGACGAAGCAACUAGCAGUGUGGACUGGGAAACAGAAGCCAAGAUACAGGAUAUAAUUGAGCAAGAGUUUGCAUCACACACCGUUAUCUCCGUUCUGCAUCGUUUGCGCUAUGUCGAGCAGUUCGACCGUGUCGUCUUGAUGAAGCAGGGUCGUCUGGUCGAGUGUGAUCGCCCUCAGACUUUGUUAGCUACACGAUCGGAAUUUCGGGACUUUUAUGAUGCUAGGCAAUCUGAGUAA